CAUGGCUACAUUCAAUGCAAAAGUACAGGCUGCUUAUCGGGUGCGAAUAUGUCUGGGUCUGGAACUGUGCGAAGUUGUGAUGCAGCGCAUUUUACAUCACCCAAAAAUCUGUCAUGCAUAGAUUAGAAGCCAAAGGUAAGGUUGCACAAUUCUUGCCACCGAAAGAAGGGCUUUAUCAUGCGGAUUACGCAUUAAGUGGAAUUCUCGAAGCCUGUGAUGCUACAGCGUGUAUGCCAGACCUCCUUGAUCGUGCGAAAGCUGCAUCACAAACCUCUGCAUCCUUCCAGACCCACACGCACCUGCAUUUGAUACUGCUACGAGAACCACGAGUUCGAACCGAUCGAACGCAUCUUAUGCAAAGAAAAGACUGUUACACUUGGACAUUGUGUUGCAAAACAUGCAAGACAGACGACCUGCUCUGUCAUGCGCAAAAGACAUGCGUGUCUCGUUUCGUGUGCGUUUUGCCGUAUGAUCUCUGCAUUAGCGUCAUGCGAGGCAAAUUUGUGAUGCUGAAUUCACUACAGGUGUGUAACUGUAGCACUUUUUUCCUUGGAUGCAUCUGCCUGUGGGUCGACUAUCCUGCGUAAAAACGUCCGCACCCCAUAGUCAAGGAGAUGGGAAAGCUGCUAAACAAAUUAACAAGCUGAAGCUUUAACGGUUGCGCAUCACAAGUCUGGGUGCGCAAUGUAGUCGCGUUUACCUCGUGCAGAAGUAUGACAGAUCCAAGUAGAAUACAACUAUGCUGAUUCGGGUAGCACAGAUUCCAAAACACAACUAGCCACAUGAGAAGCAUUUGCAUUUUAAGCAUGCAAAUUUGCAUGACAACUAUGUGGUGAGCGUUGGCGUGAAGUAAAGUGUCGUGUGCCGCACUUUUGUUUAGCAUGACAAAGAUGUGGUGGGGACGUUUUUACUCAGGGUACUGACCCCCCGCAAAUCAUCGAGGCAAAGGUCGCAAACGACUCCAAUGAGACCAACGACACGGACAAAACAGCAGCACCAGCCUCCUCCGGGUAUUGCGAGGAAAAAUCCGCCCUCCCAAUAUCGAAAAGGCGUGCUUUUCAAAAUUUGUGAUGCUGAUUUGUGAUCACAGACAAAUCGAGUCUGUCUUGCAAGAGAGCAAAGCCAGGGCUUCCGCUGCAUUUCGCAGGCGAUUUGUAAUGCUGCUCCUACGCUACUAGGGCAGACGUCUGCCAUGCUAAGUAUCUACCCCAAGCCACGCCUUUCCGGGCUUUGUAUCUGUCUGCAGCCCCCCACCGCAAGACAAAUCCGAUUUGUGUACACAAAUUCUGCAUCCCAGAUUUCCAUUUCGAUAUGGGGAGGGGGGAUUUUUCCUUUUGAUACCGGGCUACUCGCAACCAUCCUGGUCGGGAUUGUUCUUUUCUUCGUCCUUUUUUGUUGCGGAAGCGAGGCCGAGGAACUCAUUGAAGUUGAGGAAGCGUUAUAACGCGAACACAAAAUCAGAAGGAAGAAAACACACUGUUCCUUCACAAGUUGUCCUUGCAAAACUCAAAACAAAAUCAAGGCAAUUCAAAUUUAAAUUUACGACAAACGCGCAAACCGCAUACAGGCGACACAAAAACUCAUUCUUGCCAACACAAGUUUGCAAAAUUCUUCUUGAAGGCCAUACACCCGAUCGACUCCAAACACCAGAGCAGCUCGCGGACAAGCGAAACAGGAAGGAUCUGAAGAGGCGGCGCGGCACAAAAGGAGCAAACCACUUCAUACAGAGAAUUCUUUCAUUUAACUACACAUACCUAAGUCGCAAUUCAUCACUGCGCUUUUUUUUUUAG
Messenger RNA from Amoebophrya sp. A120, 1790 nucleotides. Lineage: Eukaryota; Dinophyceae; Syndiniales; Amoebophryaceae. The record is from the annotation of a GenBank genome assembly.